AAAUGUAGCAUUAAUGAUGCUUAACCCCUUCAGCCCCUGCGUCCAUUUGAAUGGACAUGACAUAUUUGUUGCUCUAAACCAAUAAAAACACAGUGAAUGAGUCAUGUCAGCAUUGCUGAUUGCUAAUUGGAUCCUGAUUAUCCAAUCUAAUCAAUUCAUGACUUUGAGCAUGCUCAGAAAACGUGGGACACCUCAGACAAGACAAGCAUAGCUGAGCAAUUGGUGAGAGGGAAGAGUAAGUGCCCAGUUUCUAUCAAAAGUAUCAAUUUAUGGCCAUGCUAGUCAAACUAAUUUGUUCUUAGAAUAAUCUUAACUGUUACAAGUGAUAGUAUUUCAAGUUAUUUUGAUUGCAACUUUUAUCACCAAUUAGUAGUAUUUUUUUAAAGUUUAACGUCCACUGCAAUGGACAUCAGGACUUUAGUGAUAUUAGCCAUCACCCACAUGUUUAGUGUCAGUAUGCAAAGAAACAAUAUAUAUGUAGGCUUUUCAAAGCUAAAUUUUACUAUGACAGUGUAUUUAUUCAUUUUUUUAUAAUGUUAAAUCUAUAUAUUUUUUGUAUAUAAUGUUCUUGUAGAGUAUAAAGUUGAAGACUUUUUGGAACGUCUCAUAAAUGGAGAGUUGUCUGAACUCGACUCCUUGAAUUCAGGAAAUGAGUCAGAUGAGACUAGUGAUAUAGAUGGUGAGUUCAUAAAUUAUGCUUUUAAUUCACAGUGUAAGGUUUUUAUCAAUUUCAUGUCUUAUAUGUAAGAUAAAAGUUGCAUGGAAUGUGUAAGAUAAAGAAAAGAAUAAGAUAAGAUAAUUGAUAAUAGCAAAGAAAUGCUAGAAUAGAAAAUAAUACUAAUAAGAUAAUGCAUAAAAUGAGUUAAAAAUUUGAUUGCUUUGUUGUUAGAUUCAGAGAGGGACAGUGGAGAGGUGAUCAUGCCAGAAGAACUUGAGGUGGCAGCUGAGUGUGAGAUAGAGGAGAGAGGCAGUUUGGUGGCAGAGGAUCAGGAGGAGAUGUCAGUUACUAAGAAGGAAGAAAUCAAGUGGCGUCACAGGCCAUUCAAAGAGAUGGCUAAAAAGCCACGAGGAAGCUAUGAUGAAGUUGUAAGCUGUGAUAGAAAGGUGGGACUGGUCAAAUGGUAUGACAACAGACCAGUUGUCAUGGCUUCCAACUUUGUUGGUGUUGGCAGACAGGAUGAAGUCCGGCGGUGGGACAAAAAGAAGGCCCAGUUUGUGAUGGUUUCCCGUCCAGAGGUUGUCAAGCUGUACAAUGAAGCAAUGGUUGGUGUUGACCUGCUUGAUCAACUCGUCAGUUUGUACCGCACAGAAAUCCGGUCAAAAAAGUGGACUCUGAGAAUGAUCACACAUGCUUUUGACCUUGCUGUUGUCAACAGUUGGUUGGAGUACAGGCUGGACUCCAAGAGGGCCAAUAACCCAACAAAAGACAUCUUGGAUCUUCUUCAUUUCAAGAUGAAUGUGGCCCAAUGUCUGGUGAGAGUUCAAAAAACAGUGGCAUCAAAACGUGGAAGACCCAGUAUGUCUCCGGAACCACAGAAUGCCCCUCACAGACCACCUCACCGGCCAGUUCAGGAUUCAAGGCCUCUACCUGAAGUUCAGUAUGACAUGGUUGACCACAUGCCAAAUUAUGAUGAAAAGAAAGAGGCCACCAGAUGCAAGAUGCCAGACUGUACCGGAAAAACACACGUCUGCUUCAAGGCUGCUCACCGAAAAUGAGUCCAUGGAAACAUCCAGAAGUGUGAUGUCUUCUGCAGGGCACAUUCCAAGUGUCCAAGUAAAUGUUUGAUCUGUUCAUUGGCCUGCUUCUAAAAAUAUGUAUGGUUAUCUUUUGGAAAUGAUACUCUACUGGAGGCAGAACUGGUUCUCUAUAAUCAUAUAUCUUUCAACUUCAUGUUUAGAUUGCUUCAUAGCAUCUUCCUCUCAUCCAGCAAGUUUCUGAUUUUCCUGGUGAUUAGCUUAUUGCUGUUCACAAUCAAUGCUGGAAUACCUUUGUAAAGUUCAUUUGCAUGUUCAAAGUUGCAGACAAUCUCGCAACUAUCAAUCAGUCAAUCUUUUAUUGUCUCUGUUAUAAGUAUGACAAUAUUUUGUUCAGAGCUGAUACUGCAAAGUAAAAGACAUAAAAUGCAAAAAUGGUGCAAUAAAUGCAAAAAUGGUGCAAGACCCUUCUUUAAAUCCCUUUAUGUAGUAGUCUGUAUGCAGACAUCCAGUAGUUUAGGUCAUACCUGAUUAAUUACAAGGUAAUAACAUUUUACGCUCGUUUAGUCGUGGCGUCCAUUGCAAUGGACAUUAAAAAAUACUGGUAUAAACAUGAGUUGGCAAAAAAAACAAAAAUCCACUUUGUUUCUAUGUUAGAGAGAACCCAAAAUCAGUUGGACAAAAAUUUUUUUGCCCAGCAGAAAAAAUGCAGGUCUGAAGG
This is a messenger RNA of Melanotaenia boesemani (Boeseman's rainbowfish), 2416 nucleotides long. Its product is annotated as piggyBac transposable element-derived protein 2-like. The transcript has 2 exons. Bases 919 to 1716 code for a protein of 265 amino acids. Lineage: Eukaryota; Metazoa; Chordata; Actinopteri; Atheriniformes; Melanotaeniidae. The record is from RefSeq and is a predicted model, not a curated record.